Messenger RNA from Gongylonema pulchrum, 402 nucleotides. Lineage: Eukaryota; Metazoa; Nematoda; Chromadorea; Rhabditida; Gongylonematidae. The record is from the annotation of a GenBank genome assembly.
GGUGCAGCACGAAGUUUUAUGUGUCCAUUCAACAUACCGCACGAGCAGUCGAUGGCGUUUUGUUUGCGACCUGAUGUUAUGGAACAUGAUGAGAUGCAGAGUUUCCCGGAAUAUGUCACCGAACCGGUCGCCUAUUUAGCAAUGCGGAAUCUUGUAAUUGCACUUUGGAUUCUCAAUCCUUUCCAGUAUCUUACUGUGGAUUACUGCAUUCCGUUUGUGAUUUGUCGUGGCCUUGCACGUAUUUGGUAUGUAAACGAAUUGAACAGGAUCGUGAGAUUUCUCACACUGAAAUCGCUCAUCAAUUAUGGAGUACUCAAUUUCCCAAAGAUUUCAAUGUUUGCGCCAAAGUAUGAUGUGAGUUUUGACGCGUUUCACUCGGUUAUUAUGUUUUUUUUUAUUUAA